This is a messenger RNA of Nerophis lumbriciformis (worm pipefish), 1764 nucleotides long. NCBI's taxonomy places the organism in Eukaryota, Metazoa, Chordata, Actinopteri, Syngnathiformes, Syngnathidae. The record is from RefSeq and is a predicted model, not a curated record.
AUGGGCCAGGGCCAGCUGCAGGGGGGCCUACUGUGGAGCUACUUGGGCCACGGAGCGAUGGUAGGCCCCAGUGACCUGGAGAGCAGCCUGCAUAAUCCAGCCUUCAUGGAGUACACCUCACGUGUCUUUGGAGAUGUUACUAUUGUGGUUCAAGAUUGUCCCAGCUGGGACUUGUUGGACAGUGACUGGGCCAGCGUACGAAAAGUUCUUGAGCAGGCUGACAUUUUGGUCAUCAAGUAUUCGGUGACCGACAAGCUGGCCUUCCAACAGGUCAGGAAUGGAUAUGCCCCAAGACUGCGCCCACUUCUUCGACACUGGGGGGUUCCAGUCAUCUUAGUUGCUGUUGGAGCCAGGCUGAACGACGAGGGUCCUCCUUGCACAUGCCCGCUUUGUGCGUCUGACUGGAGCAGCUGUGUGCCUCACAGUGAAGGUCUGCAGCUGUCGCGGGACCUGGGGGCCACCUACCUGGAGUUACCCUCGCUUAACCAUGUGUUCGUGGGUCGCUACUUUGGCAGCGUGCUGGAGUACUUCAUGAUCCAGUGUCUGAAACACAAAGCCAAAGAGAAACCAGAAAAGAGGCGAGGAAAUAAAGUCAACGAGCUUCGCCCGCCUCACUUGGAACAACCAGCUCGUCUUCCCCCCAUUCGAGUAGAAGAGUCAAGCUUCUCCCAAGACAUGCAGUGGUUGUUGGAACGUGGCGUGCAGUUUGCCGACGUGGCCUUCUAUGCAGGGGACUCCGGGAAAGAACUGGGAUGGGCUCACGCAUCCGUACUCUGCGCUGUCAGCCCGUAUUUUCGACAGCUGCUCCUGGGGCCCAAGACCAGGGAGAGGGAUGGAGCUCCUCACUCGUUACUCUCCACCUGGGAUGGAGGAAUUAUUGAUGACAUGCCUCGAUCUGAGGGACAUUUGGCUGGCCGCCUCUCUCGUCUGGUGGUGAAGGAUCCCCUAUUAUGUAUGUGCUUAUGGGAGACCCUCAUGUUUAUUUACAGAGGAGCGUGGGAGUGGGAGCACCUCCAGGAGGCCUUGGAAGAGAAACUAAAGAACUCACUUGCAGUGGCUCAGCUUAUGGAGCGCAUAAGAUCACUUAUUGGCAGAGAGAGGGGCACCAGAGACACUCCGAGCGCACGCGCAGCCCAGCUAGGCCCGCAGACUCUCGUCAACCUCUUCAAUUCCCCUCUUUAUUCGGAUGUCAUCUUCAUGGUGCAGGGGAGUGUAUUACCAGCACACCGAGCAGUGCUGGUAGCACGCUGCGACGUCAUGGCAGCCAUGUUUAGCGGCAAAUACGCAGAAGCCCGGAGCAGAGUGGUGCCCAUCCACGGUGUCUCGUCAGAUACCUUCCUGUCAUUCUUGGAGUACCUCUACACUGACUCUUGCUGUCCCGCCAGCGUGUUGCAGGCUAUGGCCGUGCUGGUGUGUGCAGAGAUGUACCAGGUGAAAAGGCUGCAGCAUCUGUGCGAGGUGUGUGUGUGCGCUUACCUUCAAAGCAUGCCCAGUAGAGAGCUGGCGUCAACCGGCAUCAGCGUGGUUCGACUUCUCAGACGGGCAAAGUGUCACAAUGCAGAGCAGCUGUAUGUGUGGCUCCUCCACUUCAUUGCCAACAACUACCUGAUCUUCAGUCACAAACCUGACUUCCUGGAGCUUUCAGAAGAAGAGCGUGAGCAGGUGGAGAGGCUGCGUUGGCCGUCUCGAGGAUAUUUGCAGGAACUCAGCGAGUACCAGCAACGGCGACGCAAAUUACGCAAGUCCCGCUGCUUGGUCAUGUGA